AUGGUCUAUGGGGUGCCUCGCUACCUCAUUUUAGCAAAUAUAGCUCUUAUGGCCGUGCAGCUGGAACGGACGACGGCCACGUCGCUCUACUACGGUCCUGUGACUACAUCCAACACAACGGACGAGAUCAGCAGCAAGUUUCCAGCCCGAGGAGCCGAAGUGGCCGACGAGGACUGCUCCAUCACUGUCGAAGUGGACCCGACACUACCCGAUAUUUCUACCAUCUUGACCGUCCCUGUGAUCUAUACGGACCUACUGGCCAAUAUGACGACGGCUCCAACGGAACCUCUUUCUACGAAGGUUGGCGUUGCUGUCCUCUCGGAAGAUAUUCCGACCGUCGAAGCUGACCAAGAUGCGUACACGACCACAACCGACACGACGUCUAAUAUGUCGUCCAAGACGGGUCUACCAACCACGAUUGACACUGUACCUACCACCGUGAACAAAGCGAUAGAAGACAAGCUUAACUGUGCCACAAGAUGGGGUGACUCGAGUCGAAAAUUACAGGAGAAAAGUGACAUUAAGCGGCGCCUUGAAGCGCACACGAACAAGGACAUUGCCAAACUUGAGGCGCAUUUUGGCACACCGAUGGAAAUGAAGCUGGCCAAUCUGCCGGCUUCUGCUGUCCACGCAACGUCGCCAUGGCCUGGUCCAUAUUGGCCUACGUACCAAGACAGCAUAAAUGCCAUCUGGAGCCAUGGACAGCCAAGUGCUGCUGAAAAAUACGCGAAAGCUUUUAGAUUGAACGUCCAGGACUUCAUGAACAAAGUAUCGGCCGACAAUGGCAUCGAUUCGAUGAGCAAGCGUGUCAAGUGCUUGUCACCCAACGACUGCUCGUCUCGGUCUGAUGGUAGCGUUUGCGCAAAGCGUGCGGGGAUGCAGUCGGGCUACUGCGUCCCGACUUGGUUUGGUAUCUGCCACGCCUGGGCGCCCGCUGCUACAAUCGAGGACGAACCGCGGUGUCCCGUGACGCACAAUGGCGUGACAUUUCAGCCGAUCGACAUCAAGGCUUUGAUCUCGACCGUCUACGAUGGCGCGUCGGUGCCUACUGUCUUUACUGGCACUCGGUUCAACGGCGGUCACGACUCGGAGGACAAGUACGGCCGGCACUCGAACGACGCCUAUCGUGACCUGAAUCCUGCCUUUUUCCACAUCGCUACCACUAACAUGUUGGGCAAGCUCAAGCAAACGUUCGUCGUUGAUGUCACGGCUGGUACGGAGGUAUGGAACCAGCCCGUUCGUGGGUUCAAAGUGUAUGAGCAGACCAACAUGUCGCUGGACGAAGCUGCAAAGACCUUCUACGGCCUCGGGGCAUACCCGUGGAACGCCGCUACCAAGAGCAUUGUGUAUAUUAAGAUGCGUCUGUCAUGGAUCUUCGAGACUUACGACAACGGUGGUCUGGUGUCUUCUGGACAGGUAAACAAGUUCACCACAGGUGCUUACUACACGUAUAUCCUUGAGCUCGAUAACAACGGAGUGAUCAUUGGUGGUGAGUGGGUGUACGAAUCGGACAGCAACCAUCCAGACUUUAUUUGGUUCCCCAAGUCGAAGCCAGCGGCCAACUCUGUCACGAGCACGGGGCUGAAAUACGCAGACGUGAGCAUGCUUCUCAAACGGUCAGUUGCCUGCUCGGGUACUCCAUCCGGGCACGAGUCAUCCACUUUGUUCGAUGACGCGACGUCCGCUUCGCUAUUGAACUCUGCCUCAAAUUCGAGUCGGACGGGUCCCACGAGUCUUCCACAAGUAAACCUGACUGAGUCAGCUCCGUCCGCAAGCUUAUCGGGUUUAAACUUCGACAGUGCUGCUAUAGUGGACCCUCCUGUCGAGCCUCCCAUACCUGUAGACACGCCUGUGUCCAUGUAG
This is a messenger RNA of Peronospora matthiolae, 1863 nucleotides long. The record is from the annotation of a GenBank genome assembly. Lineage: Eukaryota; Oomycota; Peronosporomycetes; Peronosporales; Peronosporaceae.